AUCACGGCAUCCCCUAAAGGGAUUUCCGGAGGAAAUGCGGGGGUUGAGGGGUAAAUCCAUACUGUGCUCCCCCACAUUCAGAGACAUUAUCCGGGGCCAUUCUUGGCUUGUUUUCGUUGACUUCAAUGACGCUUCAUAUCUUUGUAUUUCGAGCAAAAUAGCCAGACAAGAUUAAGGUCACGGAUUCAUCUACGAAUCGAUACUGCGAGAUAUUCUAAGCUAUAGCUCACUUACCUUGACAACAUUGAACGAUUUUCGAGAUAUUCGAUUCUCACGAAGCAGGCAUUCUGUGCGAACAUCUCAUUUCAGCCAUCAGUAUCUCAAUUUCACAACACCAAUAAAUUGCAUCAUGUCAUCAAAACAUUACUUCCCCGAAACAGCAGUCAACACCCUCGUCCCCCGCUUCUUAACCGCUCUCACCCGAGCCAACCCUUCCCUAACAUUCCUCCCCUCUUACCGCGUCGUCCUGAAUAACACCGCCUCCCGGUCUCAUGUAACGCUCAUCUCCGGCGGAGGAAGUGGUCAUGAGCCCGCCUGGUCGGGGUAUGUUGGUGAUGGCCUCCUCACAGCUGUAGCAUGUGGCGAUAUCUUCGCCAGUCCGAGCAUGAAGCAGGUACUGGCCGCCAUUGCAGCGUGUCCGAGUGAUAAAGGGUGUAUCUUGCUGAUCACUAAUUAUACUGGUGACAAGCUGCAUUUUGGCUUAGCGGCUGAGAAGGCGAUGGAGAGAGGCUGGGUAGAGAGGGGCAAGUGUGUGGUGUUGCCAGCGACGGAUGAUGUUAGUAUUGGGAGGAGUAAGAGUGAGAAAGUUGGGAGGAGAGGUUUGGCGGGAAAUGUUAUUACGAUGAAGGUUUUGGGAGCGGCUGCUGCGAAAGAUUACUCCUUUGAAAGGUUAGUUGAGAUUGGGAAGGCUGUUAAUGAGCAGCUUGUUUCUAUCGGAUCAGCGUUGGAUCAUUGCCAUAUACCAGGAAGACAGAACCACGAUAAAAUCGGAGAAGACGUUUGUGUGGUGGGUGCUGGAAUCCACAACGAGCCAGUACGUUUCUUCCGCUCCUGUGAUGAUUUUGGAUACUGACAUUUCGAAGGCGGUGGAGGAAGUGUCACCCAUUCCCUCGGUCGAAGGUCUGAUCAAAAGACUAUUGAACUUGCUGUGCGACCAGAACGACACUGACCGAGCUUUUGUAAAGUUCAACAAGGCAGAUGACACAGUUCUCCUCAUCAAUAACUAUGGUGGUCUCUCAAAUCUGGAACUCGGCGCUCUUACUGAGGAGCUUUUGUCACAACUAGAGAAAUUUUGGAAUAUCAAGCCCACGAAGAUCUACGCUGAUACAUUCGAAACGUCUCUCAACGGACCUGGGUUUUCCGUAACAUUGUGCAACCUCACCAUUGCUGCCAAAGAAAGCAAAACUUCCGUAGAUGAGCUGAUGGAUUUGCUUGGCGCGGAGACAAAAGCCCCUGCUUGGCCUAAUGUGCUUGCUAAUACCUCAACGAAGGCAGCGAAGAAGGGUAGUCCAGAGGUGGACAUCGAGAAACAAGCUCCAAUAUCACCUGACGACGAUAUCAAAGUCGAUCCUAAACUACUCAAUUCUGCUGUCCGGACAGCAUGUAAGCGAGCCAUAGACGCAGAGCCCAAUCUGACCAAAUGGGAUAUGAUAAUGGGUGAUGGGGAUUGUGGCGAAGCAGUCCGAGGAGUCAGUAAAGCAGUUCUCCAAAUCCUUGACAACGGGACUGCGAUAUCAGGCUCAGUACAAACACUUCUGCAGGCGAUAACCAACGCUGUGGACGAUAUGGGAGGCACUUUGGGAGCAAUCUUCGGAAUCCUUCUCGCAGCUUUCUCCACGUCUCUCCGAGCCCAGAAAUCCAAAGGGAGCUCAGUCGAUAAACUGAUCGAUAUCUUUGCACCGGCUCUGGCGGAAGCAGUGGAAAGUUUGAAACAGCAUACCGGAGCGAGAGUUGGUGACCGGACGGUCAUGGAUGUACUGCUACCUUUCACAGAGACUUUGAAUCAAUCAAGGGAUCUGGGAGCAGCUGUGAAUAAGGCGGAGAGUGCGGCGGAGGGGACGAAGGAGUUGAAAGCGGGCUUUGGGAGAGCGAGCUAUGUCGGAGCUGUCGAGGAAAAGGAGAAAGUUCCUGAUCCUGGGGCGUGGGCAUUGAUGGAGAUCGCAAAGGGCUUGUUGGAGGGUGGAGCGGCGUAG
Cadophora gregata is the source of this 2192-nucleotide messenger RNA. RefSeq lists its product as uncharacterized. The transcript is spliced from 5 exons. Gene Ontology annotation, molecular function: glycerone kinase activity. Gene Ontology annotation, biological process: glycerol catabolic process. NCBI's taxonomy places the organism in Eukaryota, Fungi, Ascomycota, Leotiomycetes, Helotiales, Ploettnerulaceae. The record is from RefSeq and is a predicted model, not a curated record. Gene Ontology annotation, cellular component: cytosol. Bases 915 to 2192 code for a protein of 425 amino acids.